AUGCAAAACAAUGAACAAUCGCGUUAUUCGUUAUUGGGAACACCUAUUCCUAAUUGGAUGUAUUCCGUGUACAACAAUAUAUUAUGGUUUUUAUUUGGAGCAGCUUGUUCACAACUAACUACAGAUAUUGGUAAAUAUACAAUAGGAAGAUUGAGACCACAUUUUUUAGACAUUUGUAAGCCCGAUGUGGACUGUAAUAAUGACAUGAAUAAAACAAAAUAUAACGAAGAUUUUACAUGCGGCGGAGAAAGGCCCAACAAAUUUAAAGAUAGUAGACUAUCAUUUCCUUCUGGGCAUUCUUCAUUAUCGUUUUAUUGUAUGGUUUACUUAGCGUUAUAUUUACAAGCCCGAGUUAAGACAUCUAAGUAUGGAAUGGCAAGAAGUUUAGCUCAAUUUGUGGUUAUUUUGAUGGCAACGUUUUGUGGACUAUCACGAGUCAGUGAUUAUAAACACCAUUGGAGUGAUGUAUUGGCUGGAACAAUUUUGGGAAUUACCACUGCUACUAUAACUGCAUUAUACGUAUCGGAAUUAUUUGCGUCAAAAUAUAAAUCCCUCCGAAAACGCAAUUCUUCAGCAGAUGACAUCGAAACUACAAAUAAUUUACAAACAACCGAACUCAAAUAA
This is a messenger RNA of Macrosiphum euphorbiae (potato aphid), 624 nucleotides long. The record is from the annotation of a GenBank genome assembly. Lineage: Eukaryota; Metazoa; Arthropoda; Insecta; Hemiptera; Aphididae.